AUGAAAAAUAACCCCAGUAAUGAACUUAACGAAGGCAACAACAAACCUCGGUCAAUAUCUAGCCAGAAAGAAGGCAACAGCAAACCUCAGUCAAUAAACAAUCAGAACGAAGGCAACAACAAACCUCGGUCAAUAUCUAGUCAGAAAGAAGGCAACAGCAAACCUCAGUCAAUAAACAAUCAGAACGAAGACAACAACAAACCUCGGUCAAUAUCUAGUCCGAAGGAAGGCAACAACAAACCUCGGUCAAUAUCUAGUCAGAAAGAAGGCAACAGCAAACCUCAGUCAAUAAACAAUCAGAACGAAGGCAACAACAAACCUCGGUCAAUAUCUAGUCCGAAGGAAGGCAACAACAAACCUCAGUCACUAUCUAGUCAGAAGGAAGGCAACAACAAACCUCGGUCAAUAUCUAGUCAGAAGGAAGGCAACAACAAACUUCAGUCAAUAUCUAGUCAGAAGGAAGACAACAACAAACCUCGGUCAAUAUCUAGUCAGAAGGAAGGCAACAACAAACAAUCAGAAUGA
Saccostrea echinata is the source of this 525-nucleotide messenger RNA. RefSeq names its product variant surface antigen F-like. The record is from RefSeq and is a predicted model, not a curated record. The transcript has 2 exons. Lineage: Eukaryota; Metazoa; Mollusca; Bivalvia; Ostreida; Ostreidae. Bases 1 to 525 code for a protein of 174 amino acids.